CGCACUAAGCACUUGAUGGUGGAGGGUUCUAAUCUCAAGUACUAUCAGUCAAGUUAUGAGUUGGCUAUACAGUAUAAAUACAACAAUAAGAAAGGAUUCGGUACAGUUUUCAAAAUGAAGCUCCUCGUGCUUUUACUUGUCGUUAUUGGUCUGGUAGUGGCAGUGAGUGCCAAUGUCGUGCCAGAGGGUGACGUUGAGAGUGUCUACACGUUGGAUGCUCAACCCGAAGAUCCUGAAGGACUAGUUUAUGCUGUAGAAGACUCUGCUCCACCAGCAGUGAGGGUCUUCAACGCUCCUGAAGCCGAAUCGAGUCCUGAUCAAUACGUUGAAGUUUCUCCUUUAGAAUCGGAUAACUUUUACAUCCCAAUCCUGACGAGAGCGUGCACCAACUCUGCGUGCGCUUACAUUUGCGGCCUCCUUGGUUUCAAACAUGGCCGCUGCAUUUCUACUACAACUUGCAACUGCUACAACUAAUCUAUAUCAAUCCUGAAUUUAUAUGAUAACAUCACUUUUCCAAAAAUAAUUUAAUUAUGUCUCCUACCUUAUCUACCAUCAUCCGUUUUGUUGCUAUAAAUUUCAUCGAUUACAUUAUUAAUUAAAAUGCAUUUUUUUGUUAAAUAAUUUUAUUAUGGAUUAAAAAUAAAAUUACUUUUAUUUUU
Trichoplusia ni (cabbage looper) is the source of this 659-nucleotide messenger RNA. RefSeq lists its product as uncharacterized. Bases 16 to 474 code for a protein of 152 amino acids. The transcript is spliced from 2 exons. The record is from RefSeq and is a predicted model, not a curated record. Lineage: Eukaryota; Metazoa; Arthropoda; Insecta; Lepidoptera; Noctuidae.